CUGCUAUCUAUCGGUAUCACAACCACAACCUCAAUCCCGCAUACCAAGAAAAUUACUAGACAAAGCUAAUUUAUAUUCCUUCAUCAAGACCUAGCAAGCCCACCUAUUCGGUAAGGCAAAAUGACCUCCCUCCGCCCCUUCCACGCAACAGACGUCUUCAAAUUCAACCCCACCAACCUCGACCCCCUCACCGAGACCUACGACCUAAACUUCUACUUCUCCUACCUCGCCCGCUGGCCCUCGCUCUUCAACCUCGCCACCUCCCCCAGUGGCACCAUCUCCGCCUACAUAAUGGGCAAACUCGAAUCCUCGCCCUCCUACUACAUAACCUCUGCGCACUACCUUCCCUUCCACGCGCACAUCACCGCCCUCACCGUCGCGCCCCACGCCCGGCGGCUGGGGCUCGCUCGAGUUCUAAGCCAGGGACUGGAGGAGAAGGGCGAGGAGUAUGAUGCGUGGUUCGUGGAUCUUUUUGUGCGGAAGAGUAAUCGGAUUGCGCAGGCGUUGUAUAAGGGGAUGGGGUAUAGCGUGUUUAGGGUGGUGAAGGGGUAUUAUAGUGAUGAUCCGAAUGAUGAGAGUGCGGAUGGGGAGGAUGCGUGGGAUAUGAGGAAGCCGUUGAGGAGGGAUGUGGAGCGGAAGCAUGUGAGGAGUGAUGGGGAGAAGUGGGAGGUUAUGCCGGAGGAUGUGUGGUGAACGGGAGAGAGGGAUGUGUGAGUUAGUUGAAGAGACUAUGUGUAUCACUGAGCUUCGUGGAAGAGAGACUUAGAAGUGGGUUCGAGUUGGUACGUAGAAGCUGGUAGCUGAGGGACUCGCAAAGACAGAAGCUCUCGACAAGCUAGUUCAAGACUAAUCAGAGAAGACCAGCUUAAGGAUAAAGCGGUAGAUUAGCUCAGUCGUGUAUCAGUGGAACAUAGGCAGAAGACGCAGAGAAGCCAGUUCAAUGCUUUGCUAUUCAUUCUACUUGGAGGAUAGACCGAGGCGGAACGACCUGAGUCAGUCAGGGGUACAAGAAGCGCAGAGAGUCACCAACUUAGGGGUACAACGAAAGCUGCUGGAAGGAUCCCAAUUGAUGUCCAUAGACAGCUGAAAAAUACAAACUUAGUUCUUCAA
Mollisia scopiformis is the source of this 1110-nucleotide messenger RNA. RefSeq names its product N-acetyltransferase 5. NCBI's taxonomy places the organism in Eukaryota, Fungi, Ascomycota, Leotiomycetes, Helotiales, Mollisiaceae. The coding region runs from base 121 to 693 and encodes 190 amino acids. Gene Ontology annotation, cellular component: NatB complex. The transcript has a single exon. Gene Ontology annotation, molecular function: protein-N-terminal amino-acid acetyltransferase activity. The record is from RefSeq and is a predicted model, not a curated record. Gene Ontology annotation, biological process: N-terminal peptidyl-methionine acetylation.